Messenger RNA from Spodoptera littoralis (African cotton leafworm), 309 nucleotides. The record is from the annotation of a GenBank genome assembly. Lineage: Eukaryota; Metazoa; Arthropoda; Insecta; Lepidoptera; Noctuidae.
AUGACCGAUAAAACGUCGACUGUCUACAGAAAAGAAAGUGAAACGAAUAAAAAAGUUAUAAAAUCCACAUUUUUCUGCUUUCGAAACAUGGUUACUAACUUGGCAGACGAUGGAGAUACUGCAAAUAUACAUUGCACCAAUAAAUUGGUCGAAAUAAAAAAGUGCUCUCCUGUGACAACGUUUUAUUCAUCAAAUGCCUUUGGAAGUGAGCUUUAUGCAAAACUUGGGAAACGUCUGCACUCUCCGCUUGGCCAUUAUCCAAGUCAGAUGGACUUGAUUGAAUGUAUUUUUUUAAAGUUUUCACUUUGA